CUUCAACCCGCCAGCGACAGCAGCAUGAAGAUAAACAGCCAAACAGCCGUCUCGACGAGCAGGGUGCUACUCGUGCCUUACGAGAAACAUCAUGUUCACACAUACCACAGCUGGAUGCAGGAUCCCAGCAUACAAGAGGCCACCGCCUCAGAACCGCUAAGCCUAGACGAAGAGUACGAGAACCAAGUGUCGUGGCGGGAGGCGCACGACAAGCUCACUUUUAUCGUGUGCGAGCCGCCGGCACCGGCGCUUGGCGCAGCAGCAGCAGCGGUGAGGGACCACGGCGCGAGAGCGGAGAGUAUGAGGGGCGACAUCAACUUUUUCCUCUACGCGGAUGAGGAGGAAGAGCAGCAGCAUGACGGGGGUGAGGACGACGACGAGAACGGGCGGGCGGAGGCGCCGUCGGGGCGGUGUGCCGGCGAGACGGGCGCGCGGCGGGGGACGAGGUGGGUGGUCGGCGAGGUGGACGUCAUGAUCGCGGACGAGGGCCAUCGCGGACGGGGAUUCGGCAGGGGAGCGGUGCGCGCGCUGCUCGUGUACCUGCGGCGCAACAUGCGCGGCAUUCUCGCCGAGUACGCGGGGGGCGGCGAACACGGACGGGCAUGUCCCCCCUCGUCGUCUAGCUCGACCGCGCACACGCGGCGAAGCGAAGACGAUGCCUUUGGUGAUGAUGAUGGUGAUGAUGAUGAUGGUGAACAGCAAGGCGCUCCAGUGCGGCUACGCGGCCUGAUGGCCAAGAUCAAGGAGGGCAACGCGGGCAGUCGGGCGCUGUUCGCGGGGCUGGGGUUCACGCAGCGCGGGGAGGUGAAUUACUUUGGGGAGGUGACGGUGGUGAUGGGCUGGGAGGAGGCGGCGAGGAGGGCGGCGGUGUGGGAGGGCGGGGAAGCGUAUGGCGAGGUUGAUUUGUGGUAGUAGGUGACUGCCGAGUGUGUGAUGAGGUGCGUGGUGUUUUUUUCUCUCUUCCCGAGGCAAUGGUACGGAUGGACAUGGAGGAUGAUGGAUAUAUUCACAUGGGAUAGAUGGAAAGGGGAGAGAGGUCUAGCAAGGGAGUUACCCUGACGAGGAAGCGAAUUCCGAGAUUUCGCCUUCAUGCUGUGGUAAAGCAUGGCGCGUAUGACCUUUGGUGGUACGACAUGAUUCCGAUGCUGG
Purpureocillium takamizusanense is the source of this 1149-nucleotide messenger RNA. RefSeq lists its product as uncharacterized. The transcript has 3 exons. NCBI's taxonomy places the organism in Eukaryota, Fungi, Ascomycota, Sordariomycetes, Hypocreales, Ophiocordycipitaceae. Bases 25 to 912 code for a protein of 295 amino acids. The record is from RefSeq and is a predicted model, not a curated record. Gene Ontology annotation, biological process: protein acetylation. Gene Ontology annotation, molecular function: N-acetyltransferase activity.